Molecule: messenger RNA, 1251 nt
Organism: Symbiodinium sp. CCMP2592
Lineage: Eukaryota; Dinophyceae; Suessiales; Symbiodiniaceae
Source: the annotation of a GenBank genome assembly
AUGGCACCUGGAACCCGGUUCAUCGUCACGGCGCUGCGUGCUAAAGGGUGGUUUCUAGCUUGUUGCGGCACGAUCGCCGCACAAGGCUUGUACAAUUAUGCAUCACAACCAACAAUUACAUGCAACCAGCACAGUUCAUGCCGUGCAGCCAUGGAUGAGUCGAAGGCAAAAGUGUUGGAAGAAGUCCAGCGCUUGAAGGGGCUUUUGCUGGAUGGAAGCGCAACGAAGGAGUCGGUAAUAUCCGCGUUGGACCAACUCCACAAGCUCGGAAGUUUGUCGACAAGAAUCCUGGGGGAGACAAUGGUGGGCCGAGCUGUUCACGACGUGGGCCGGGACGCCGUGGAUCCCGAGAUCCGAAAAAAGGCUCGAACCCUCGAGGCUCUUUGGAGAAACGAAUACAAGAAGCGGAAGUCAACGACGGGCAUCGGAGACGAGUUGCUCCUGAAGCGGCGCUUGAGCUCCGAUGUCUCAGAGGCACAAGCACCUUCACAAGAGCUCGAUGGUGAAAAUGCGGGCCCAGCAGGACCACAAGGACCAGGACCAUCUCCGACAAUUUAUCCGCCGGAGGCAAGCCGCCUGGAAAGGGCAAGCUCGACGCUGUCUUCAUCCUCCCAGGUGGCAGACAAGAAAGACGAUGCCUAUCGGGAGAAGGUCCGCGCAAAGCUCAUCGACGCUUUGGGCAAGCAGGAAGAGAUCGAAGCCAAGGGCGGCGAGUCCCAAAAGACUUCGACGAUGCGGGACCCGAUCAAGCUCGCAGAAGAGAUCGAGGAGGAGCUCCACAAGGUCUGGCCCAACAAGAAAGAUGCCUACAUGAACCAGGCCCGGUCCAUCCUCUUCAAUCUCAAGGACACGAAGAACGCUACCUUUAGGUUCAAAGUUGUCGUUGGCUUCUUCCAGCCGGGCCAGCUGCCCAAGCUGACGGCAGAGGACAUGGCCAGCGACGAAAAGAAUGCCGAGCGAGCCAAGCAGAGGCAAUAUGCUAUGGAGGCGUUGGACCAGGGUUGGGCAUUGAAGAACGGGCAGCAGCUGACAACCGGAAUGUUCACCUGUGGCAAAUGCAAGGCCUGCCAUCGUCACCUUCUCACUCCAGUGCAUCUUGUUAUCAAGCAUUUUUUCUACUCUUUGUGGGGAAUCUCGUCCUUAUCCUUGACCGGGCGAGAUCACGACAUCAAUAAUUGUGUCAUGGUGAUCGUCAAGAAAUGCCGGCCUCAUGGCCAGGUGUCAUGUGACCUUUUAAGGCUGUUCUGCUGA